CUGCCGAAGUCCCAGUCCGCCCUGCUGGAGCCAGACAGCCGGAGUUACGGCCGGUGGAGUCCCCGGAGCUGCACCACUCCCUGGGAAGAUGAGCAGGCGCUUGAGAGCGGCGGGAGUGUCGGCGGCCGAUCUGCUGCUGUGAGAACCUCCUUCUGCCCGGGAAGGUCGUGGACUAUCCAGGCGAAUCGGCGCGUACUUGCCCACGGAAAGCGAUGUCUGGACCCGAAGCCCAUCACGGCCACAGCCGGAGGCUGCCCUCUGAUAUUGAAAAUGGACAACGGGGGCUGGACCCUGAGCAGAUGCAACAACAGCAGCUGAAACUUUGGGAAAGGCAAAGAUUCUUUGAAGAAGUUUUCCAGCAUGAUGUUGAUUUCUUCUUCCCAGUAUCACACCUGCAGAUAGAACACAGGAGGCCUCCCCUAGGUAGCAUUUCUUCCAUGGAGGUCAAUGUGGACAUGCUGGAACAGAUGGACAUGUUGGAUCUCUCUGACCAAGACACUGUUGAUGUAUUUCUUAGCUGUGGGACUGAGGAUAACAACAAUGUAGCUACCUUAUUGCCAGAUUCUAACACCUUCCAGGAAGAUAUUUCUCUGCAAGUACCCAAUACAGUUGAGGUCAAAUCACGAAUUUCGUCCACAUCAUCUGCCUCUACAGACCUGAAUAGCCUGGACACCAGUGAAGAAGGAGCUGAAACUCCUGUGGUGCAGUCAGAUGAGGAAGAAUUGGAGCAAGAUGGGUCUGAAGAACAGGAGAUCAAGAGCUAGCAAGGUUUUCCAUCCAUCGUGCUACAACGGACCCUGCCAGCAUGAGAUUAUGAACAUGACUGGAUUACUCUGAUUCCCACUGUGUAAAACCCACAGAAACUCCCUACCCAAUUGUUGUACUUGGGGAAGAUUCAAGAUAAUCUUUCCCCCUGCAGGAUGGUCAAUGCAUGGAUAAGGCAACAGAAGAGGGAGAAUAGGGUGAGGCAUGGGUGCUACAGAAUUAAAAUAGAAUUUAACUCUCCAUCUUUUUACGCAUAUAGUAAUGCUUCUGCUUCCCUCACACCAGGGCUCAGUUUGCUACAAGGCGACAAAAAUUUAAAACAAAACCUUUGUGCAAACUGACAGGCUCUCUAAUCCUAACACAUAUACACACACAAACAUGAAUGCAGCAUGCCUUUUAAUAAUAGAAGAUUACAUUCCUUUCAAACAAGCAGCUGGGAUGACAUGUGUUACUGGGAAAGAAACAGUGAGGCUACCUGGAUAGGAAAGAUGGAGAAGAAAUGGCUGAAAGGGGGUGGGACUAAAACAAUUUGAAAGGUUCUUGGAAUGAAUCAGAUUUUUUAUUAACUUUUUCAUUUGUUUGAUUUUACAUCCUUAUAUUGUAAAUAAGCGGCAUGUACCACAAAGCGCAGGAAGAGCUCUGGAGGAGGGAAAUGGGUCUUAAGGAAAAGCUACACAGUCAGGACAGUCUUUAGAAAAACUUCCUUUGAACCUCCAUACUGAAUACCUCAGUAGCAAAGUGAACUUUAAUUGCUCUCCCCUAAGUUUUAAAGUAGCCCAAUCAUUUCUAUGGUGAAAAUGUCUUCUCCAUUUACCCCAAUCAUUCUUUUUUUAUGGCUUUCAGAUCUUUUUCCAAGGGAGAAGAACAUUUUGUAGAUUUCUCUUGGCUGUGUCUUUAUAUUUACCUUAGUUGCAAAAUGCCUGAGAGAUACUUAUGUGUGUUCUAGCUUUCAUUCCACAGCCAUGUCUCCCACUGUCAGGCAUCCCAGCCUUCAAUUAUAUUGGUGAAAGUCAAAUCAGACAGACUACCAAAGAAAACUCCUUCCAUAGAGCUUUUUCAGAUUAAGAAGAAGAAGUAGGUAAAGGUGCUGUGGAAUGAUGCAGGUACAGAUAAUAGGGGACAAAAAGAACUACAGACUGCCACGUUAUAAAAUUAUCGAUUAUACCGAUAGAAUAUUUGUAGCUGUAGGAUUGAGCUGUAGAAUUGAACUGUAGGAUCCUUGGUGCUCUCUGAGCUUGGUGGUUUUCUUGCAGACGUUUCAUUACCAAACUAGGUAACUUCAUCAGUGCAAAAAUAUUUACACUAAAAAUGAUUCAAAAAAAUUCUGGGCAUGAGGCAGAUAGUAUGAUGCAG
Pseudonaja textilis is the source of this 2118-nucleotide messenger RNA. RefSeq names its product dysbindin domain containing 2 (gene DBNDD2). NCBI's taxonomy places the organism in Eukaryota, Metazoa, Chordata, Lepidosauria, Squamata, Elapidae. The record is from RefSeq and is a predicted model, not a curated record. Gene Ontology annotation, biological process: negative regulation of protein kinase activity. Gene Ontology annotation, cellular component: cytoplasm.